Gilbertella persicaria is the source of this 921-nucleotide messenger RNA. RefSeq names its product PPPDE putative peptidase domain-containing protein. The transcript is spliced from 5 exons. The record is from RefSeq and is a predicted model, not a curated record. Bases 125 to 883 code for a protein of 252 amino acids. Gene Ontology annotation, molecular function: deubiquitinase activity. NCBI's taxonomy places the organism in Eukaryota, Fungi, Mucoromycota, Mucoromycetes, Mucorales, Choanephoraceae. Gene Ontology annotation, biological process: protein deubiquitination.
AUUUGUAGUAAGUCCUUAUAUGGUAGUUGUGGUCUCAGCACAGCAUAUGUAGAUAUACGCACGCAUAUACUUUUUUUAGCCUUUUUUUCUUUUUAAUAAAUCACACUCAUUCUCUUCUUUUUCUAUGUUUGACUUUAUAUACAACUUACUGGACAACAACAACAACACAGCUUCAGAUUCUUCCAAACUAAAAGUCUAUGUUAAUGUAUAUGAUAUGAUUCAACCGAAUUACAUUACUCAAUUUGGCUAUUAUGCACUUGGUGUUGGUGUAUUUCAUUCAGGUGUAGAAAUAGGAGGAAAAGAAUACUGUUUUGGUGGUCAUGAAAUACCUCAUGUUACGGGUGUAUUUGUCGUUGAACCCAAGAUUGGUAUUCCAGAACUUACUUUAAAACAAACAUUUGAUAUGGGUACAACACACUUGACAGAAAAAGAGAUUGAAGAGCUGCUCGUUAAGCUAUCAAACGAAUUUGUCGGCCCUUCUUAUAAUUUACUUGCCAGAAAUUGUAACCAUUUUACAGAAGAAUUUGUAGAAAAACUCACUCAUAAAUCAAUACCAUCCUGGAUCAAUCGUGCUGCUAAACUAGGAGCCAUGUUUCCUUGCAUGGUGCCUUGGGAAUGGAUUCAGCCACCUGAAUUUGAAGAAGAAGCCGAGCAAGAAGUCGAAGAAGAAGAAGAACAAGAAGGGCCAAACUCAAGAAGAUCAUCUACUAUUUCAUUGUUAUCGAGCAGUAAACGGCCAAGAUCAAACAUCACAUAUCAAAGCACUGCAAAUCAUGAUCAUAGCACCAAAAGCAAUGCCACUGUUGCUCAUAGUAGUAAUAGUCAAUUUCAAAUUACCAAAUUUCAAGGCAUUAUUCUGCCUGAAGACGAACCUACAUCAUGAAAUUGUCUUUAUUAUAAUACAUUUUUUUUCACUAUUCU